AUGACAACGAUGUCCAUCCAACUGCGCCGCGUGGUGUACCUGUUGGUACUUCUGCAGUGCUGCGUGUGUGUGGCAUAUGCGGAUCGUGCGGCUGGAACACUAAAUACUAGUAAUGUUACUUCUGUAGAGAGUAGUGAUGAUUUGACCUCAAGAUUAGAUGAGUUGAUUUCAAGUGUUCAUGGAUUGACAAAGGAUGCCGAGAAAACUUUGGAUUCCACUAAGAAAGUCACUUCUAAAUGUACUGCAGCUUUAAAAAAUGUGUCCGACGCUGAAAGUAGAGUCAUUGAAUUCACCAAUGAGAUUAACGACUUGCUGAAAAAAGUCAAGGAUGGUGUGAUUAACGUUGAUGAUAAGGUGAUAAAAGCAGAGGAGACUUUUCAGAUGUUGGAACUUGCUACAAAUGUUUGUAGGGAGACUGUAACAAAUGUAAAGAAAGCAACGGAUAAUUCUACCACUGCAGUUGCAACACUGACUGAAAAGUCAAACGCCCUGUCGGAUUUGACAGAGAAGUACUAUCAAUCGUUGUUCCUCAUUACUCCCGUAGUGCCAGAUGUUUUCUUACGUCGUAUGCAAAAAUACGAGGACGGCACCGCUAAGGCAAAAGCUGCUCAAAAAGUUGUGAAAGAUUUAAGGAGUGCGCAGCAAUCAGCCCAGAGGGAAGCAGAUACUGCCUUAAAAAAGGCAGAAGAAGCAGCGAAAGCUGCACUUCUUUUAAAGGAGAAAAUUGAAAAGCUAAGAUCAAACGGCAACGCCAAAGUAGCAUCUGCACCAAAGACUGAGAAAGAUCGUCAAGAGGCAAAUUUGCAUUCCUCAGUAAUAAACCAGGAAAGAGUAAAUGAAGAAGCGAAGUACAAAUACGACAACAAAGCAGCAACAAGCGAGAGAACACAAAAAGAAUUAAUAACAAAUCUUGCGAGAAAAGACGCAGAAAGCAGAGUGGAAUCACCGUUGGAAAACAAUUUAACAGAGGGAACCAAAACUCAACAGUUUGUAGACAAAAUGCACGACAUCAGCGUCAAUAAACAAACUAAAUCAUUGACAAAGAUUGCAGAUGAAGAAACACAAAGAGAUGAAAACAACGGAGAAACAAAAACCAGUGAGAGUCUUAGAGGUCACGCACAAAAAAAAGGAACUAUGAGUGAAGAGGGUACGGAUAACGAAACUGCGAGUGCUAAUCAUAAGAACGGACAACAUCUUAUUACCGAAAAGCAAACAAGCAGGAAUUCUCAGAGUGAGACGACAACCUUGACUACCUCAACUGCUGCUGACAUAAUUAAGUCUUCGAAUAAAGAAUCAUAUGGUUCUCUUUCUCCAAGUUCCAUCGCUUUGAAUGUUAAUAAGCUCAAAGACAACAGCAGCAGUCCUGCACUGGUGCACGGUUCCUUACUGCUGCUUCUGCUGUGGGUGCUGGGCUGCACUCUCGUGUGCUGA
Molecule: messenger RNA, 1431 nt
Organism: Trypanosoma theileri
Lineage: Eukaryota; Euglenozoa; Kinetoplastea; Trypanosomatida; Trypanosomatidae
Exons: 1
Coding region: 1-1431 (476 amino acids)
Source: RefSeq, a predicted model, not a curated record